Molecule: messenger RNA, 1198 nt
Organism: Elgaria multicarinata webbii
Lineage: Eukaryota; Metazoa; Chordata; Lepidosauria; Squamata; Anguidae
Gene: BET1L
Product: Bet1 golgi vesicular membrane trafficking protein like
Exons: 4
Coding region: 85-420 (111 amino acids)
Biological process (GO): retrograde transport, endosome to Golgi; regulation of retrograde vesicle-mediated transport, Golgi to ER
Cellular component (GO): SNARE complex
Molecular function (GO): SNAP receptor activity
Source: RefSeq, a predicted model, not a curated record
CCUUCCGCAUCGUCACCGACGCCGUCGUCGGCUCCUUCUCCGUCUCUCGAUGGGCGGAACAGGACACGGAGGCAGGAAGCAGCCAUGGCGGACUGGGGCCGAGGUCAGAAUGCAAGUGCUGUGGAUGAUAUGUUAGAUGUGGAAAACAAGCACAUGACAGAAAACCUAGCCACUAAAGUCACCCGGCUAAAAUCGCUUGCAUUGGACAUUGACAAAGAUGUUGACGAUCAAAAUCACUACCUGGAUGGCGUGGACUCUGAUUUCAUGAGUGUGACAGGCCUUCUGACGGGGAGUGUGAAGCGUUUCUCCACUAUGACUCGGUCAGGAAGGGACAAUCGAAAACUUCUCUGUUAUGUCUCUGCUGGACUGAUUGUUGUCUUCUUCAUCCUCUAUUAUCUGGUGACAAGAGCACGAACUUGAAAAGGAUUGUCAGGAUUUGCACUGAAUGUUUGUUAACAGGGGAGAAACCCUGAUACUGACGAAAAAAACAGGCUUUGGAAGACUUUCAAAUGUGUACACCCCCACCCCGGGAAGGAUUGUUCAAAUGUUCACAGUGAUCCAGAGGCUCCACUAUGGAAUCCAGUGUUAUCUCUAGAUUGUUCUGAACUUAUCUCUUUACUUCAAAAAGUAAAAGAUUCUGUCGUUCUCCUUCUGAAAGCUUAAAUACAGCAUAAUUCACCUCAUUGAAAUAAAGCCUUUGUAAAAUACCUUUCUCUCUUUGCUGUGAAAGGAUGCUAGCAAUGUUGCCUCCUAUAGUUUUGUGGUUCAGGCAGAAAAUCCUGACAUUUCUUAGCAGAGAUGUUCCAGUGUCCAAAGCAGAGAGAUGUUCCAGCGUCCAAGUUAGACAAAAAAGUAUUGCCUGGAGGACUAUGAUACUAAGACACACUCAUCUCCUGAGAACUAAUCUAGCUCUCGUAUGGACAGUUGCUUUUGUCUACUUCUGGAAGCACCAGCAUUUGCAAGUUUACCAACAAUCCUCUUUGCGUGUUACUCUCAAGGACUUGUUUGCUAUUAAGUGAAGUGUGCUUAAAAAAGUCUGAAAAGAAGUAAGACUUAGUAUUUACACAAACCUCUGCUUCCCCCGCCUCCUAUUUUUGUCAGUUUCCUGGCUAGAUUAUUUAUAGUUGUCACUGACUAUGCCAGACCAUAUAACAGGUUAAUGUACCUUCAUUUUUUAAAAAAGUUUGUCCGAAUCAUC